AUGGCACUGAAACGUGAGGUUGUACUGAGUGGACUAACCGCAUUACAGCAUCACCGCAGUGCAAUGGAAGCAACAACCGCGGUGUAUGGAUGCAUUGGUGAAGAGAUAAACCCCGGUGAUGCCUUGUGUGAAAUUCAAACAGAUAAAGCUACAAUGACGCUGGAUACAGAAGAUGAAGGAAUUCUUGCCAAAAUAGUGAAAGCUGAUAAUUCUAACGAUGUUAAAGUUGGUGCGUUAAUUGCGAUAAUGUGUGAUAAAGAAGAAGAUUGGAAAAAUGUUAAAGUACCCGAAACUGAAGCUAAAGCAGCUCCAGAAGCAAAAAGUAUACCAGAGCAGAAAGACGGUAAACAACAACAACACAACAUAGAAAAACAACAAAGUGAACAGUCAAAAGAACAGCAACGAACAGCAUCGCAUCAUAUGAUAGGACCAGCUGCUCGGACAUUAAUGGAGCAAUAUGGAAUUGAUUCAUCAAAAAUACAGGGAUCUGGUCCAAAAGGAGUUAUCAUGAAAAGUGAUGUUCAAAAAUAUAUUGACUCUAAACAGUUGAAAAUCAAAUCUCAUACUCAACAGGAUGAAAAACAACAAAAAUCAGAAGAAAAGAAGAAAUCCAGCGAACAAGUAACUCCAAUACAACAACAGAAAUCAAAACCACCUAGUUCAUCGACAUCUCAAGGACGUCGUUAUCAUGAUGUUGAAUUAUCGUCAAUUCGCAAAGCAAUUGCAAAACGUUUGACGUAUUCAAAAACUUCUAUACCUCACCAAUAUGCUAGUAUAUCGUCAAAUGUCGAUCGCGUAUUACAGUUAAGAAAACAGAUGAUCGCCGAUCCAAAAGCAAUUACAAAAGUAUCUGUUAAUGAUUUUAUUAUCAAAGCAGUGGCAUAUUCAUUGAGACAAGUUCCACAAAUGAAUGGUAUAUACGAAAAUGAUAACUUAAAAUUACACUCCACUGUUGAUAUUUCCGUUGCUGUUGCUACUGACUCUGGUCUCAUUACACCCAUUGUCUUUAAUGCUGAUCGUCGCACUCUGAAUGAUAUCAAUCUUAAUGUUAAAAAUUUGGCUGUCAAAGCUCGUGAAGGCAAAUUGAAACCGAAUGAGUUUCAAGGUGGCACAUUUACAAUAUCUAACUUAGGAAUGUUUGGCAUAUCACAUUUUUCAGCUGUUAUUAAUCCACCUCAAUUAGGUAUUUUAGCUAUUGGUAAAAAUGAUCUACAGUUGAAUGAACAAUUAAAAGCGGUGAAUAAAUUAAAAGUAACUUUAUCGUAUGAUGCACGAGUUUGUGAUCCAGCAACAACUGCUCUGUUCUUACAAGCAUUCCAGUCUUAUAUGGAAUAUCCAGAAAUGUUAACAAAAGGAAAAACAGAAACGAUUUUUGACUUUUAG
Messenger RNA from Didymodactylos carnosus, 1383 nucleotides. Lineage: Eukaryota; Metazoa; Rotifera; Eurotatoria; Philodinida; Philodinidae. The record is from the annotation of a GenBank genome assembly.